CAGAGGUCACAUGACUUAUUUUCAGAGGCUGCACAGCUCAUUAUCAUUUGACUACCAGUCAGCAAGCCCUUUGUCAUCUGGCGUGGUUUUCUCGUGUGUUCCCGUCCCUGGAAACCAAGAAACAGUGCAUGGUUACACUAUUUGCAAAUGGUGUAACUUGGACUUGCAGAUAAAUCACACAUUGGUUGGUUUCUAUGUUUACACUGAAAGGAGUCACAUAUAACUGGAUGUCAUGUUCCGCCAACAUUUUCCCGGUUUCAAUGUUUACCAUUGUGUAUUGAACUAUGUCCAAUUUUCCUGGUUACCCACCACCAUUUAAUGCAUGGGACUCGUUUACAUCCACAAAUCGAAGUUCAUUUCCUCUUGGGAGCUUGCCUGUUCCAGGAUUUGCACCCGGUGUUUCUAGCUUUUCUGAUCCUGGAUAUUUUUCAAUUCGACCGGUAUUUUCAGAAUCAUUGUCAUUAGCUGCUGGUGUUUACAGACCUUUGCCUUCAAGAUAUUUACCAGGAAUUACCGAUUUACCAGUUCUUGGCUUAGAGCCUUUAUACGGGUUUGGUCCACAAGAGCCUAGAAGUCUUCUGCAUAGUCCAAACUUUGCAUUUUCGCAGAAUCCUUCACCUUUGACCUUUGAUCAAAUUUACAGAUCAUCAGGAGCAAGCUCUGUCUCUCCAGUGUCACAAUAUAGGAACCAGUUUGAUCAGCGAUAUCUAGGUGGACAUUUAGGUCUUCCUGGCCGUUAUAGUGAACCUCUUUGUGGACAUUCAUGCAUUUCAGCACUUAAAGAGCCUGCAGACAGUAAAGAAAAAUCUUUAAAUGCUAGUAAUAAACCUACAAAAGAAACUAAGUCUAGCUCUGGAAGUAUAAAAAGUUCAGGGGAAAAGCGUGCUAAACUCUGGAAUCCUUUUAUAUCAGACAGUAAAGAUUCAUUACCAAGUGAUAAAGCAGAUAUAAAAAGUGAUUCAAUAUUAAAAGACAAGAAAGAUCAGGAUAGUUCAAAGUCUGAGAAUGAUGCAAGCUUAAAUCCUUCAGUAGAAGUUGACAGUGAACAUGUGAAAAAAGAGGUAUCUGAUACAAAGAAACACCUCUACCCAGUUCGACCAAUUCCUGUAUUUUGCAAUCAUUAUUCUCCUCACCAUUAUGAUCAUUUUCAAACUCCUCAGUUACCUAGCCACUUGAUCAGUGCCAGUCCAAAACCAAGAGAAAGUACUGUUGAGCCAUUGAAGGAAAAUCUAUUGGACAAAGUUGAAAAUACUUAUGAACAAAACACUAAAGAAACUGUGAAUCAGGUAAACACUACUAGUGUGGUUGUAGAGAAGGAUUUGAAUCAAAACUGUGAAAUAGUGAAAAAUAGUAACCUCAUUUUUGAAGAAAAGUGUUCUCAAAAAAACGAAAACACGGAAGAAACGAAAGCUAAUUCUGAUGUAAUUUGUAGUGAAGUAGAAAUAAACUCUAAAUUAGAUAAAACUACCUUAAAAGGUCUUGAAAAUGAUAAUCUUCUAUCUAUAAGAGGAAAUUUACAAGCCCAUACAGAAACUGAAUCAAGUGAUAAUUCUCAGAAACAGAAUUCUACAGAUUCAGGUUCCUUUAAUAAUAAAAGAGAUUUUCAGUCAGAAUUCUCAAAUUUUAUUGCAAAGUCAGUGCCAUACACAACAGCUGUCCAUAUUAAUGUGGAUGAAUGUCUUCCAAGCUUAGAUAAUAGUGUAAAACAAUUGGACCAACUCGCUCAUUCUGUUGCUCCAAAUCUAUGCUCACCAAAGACUAAUGAGUCCAGGGUACAUGUGUCUGGAAAUACCAAACUAAAAAGUCCAUCUAGUAAAAAGGAGGAACUGUUACAGCUUAGCAUUCAAGUGAAUGAAGUGAGAAAGAGACGAAAUAGUAUCAAUAAAGACUCAAAUUCUGAUAAAGUUUUGUCCCCACCUAUUGAAGCUGCUCCAAAACCAAAGUCUUUGUGCUCAACUAGGCGUUUUUCUCACCCACCUACUAGACAGCCAGCUGGGUAUCGGAGAAAUAGAGCCAGGAUGGCUUCUGCAGAAGGUGCUAUCACAAUGAUGAAGAAUACAGAAGACUCUUUAAGUGCAUCCAUUUCAAGCUCUCAUUUGUCAGAGUCUGACUCAGAUACACAGAUGUCAAAUGAAAAUCCAGAAAAACUCUUUCGUGAAUCUCAACCAAUAAAUACUCAAUCUUCUUACUCGUCAAAUCAGAAUCUUGACCAGAACUAUAUGCCAUCUCUAAAUGUGGAUCAAAUGAGUCAUGACAAUCAAUAUUAUAAAACAAACAACCCUCAACUGUGCCAAAGUGAUGCAGAUAAUCAAAAACCCUACCCAUGUGUUCAAGAACAAAGUAUAUUCAACGAGAAGCCACCAGUCUUGCCCCCAUUCAGUUGCUAUUCUUCAAACCAAAAUGCUGAUGUCCUGCCAAGGGAACCAACCUUCCACUCUCAGGAAGAAAAUUCUAAUUUUCCACCAAGCCUAGGAGUGGAUUCUUCCAUGGAUUAUGAUGAAAAUUCAGUUAUGUCUGAUAAUACUCAGAUGCAACAGGAGUGUGAACCUCAACAACACAGCAUUUCACAAAACCAGGAGCCUGUAACAAAUAAAGACAGUAUGCUCCAUGGAACUAAUCAUACAUUGGGAAAUCCUGAUUCAUAUAUAAAUGACCCAGGUCAGUGGGAUUUCUUGCACUCAAAGCAGUACAUUGAAAAUAUUUAUGGCAACCAAAUCGGUUGUGAGAUAGUAAAAAGUGAAGAAGAAACAUUGCGUGAAUCUGAUUCGCCAAAAACUUUCCUUGACUUAGACACAACAACAAAAGAAAAACAGGCGACUGAAGAUCACAAGGGGAAAAUGUCUAAAGAAAUAUUACCGACAAAGCAUUAUGGAAAGUCUUAUAUAAGACAAGGGUAUGGUGGUGGUCCAAGACAUGCACCAAAUAUGUAUGGCAACCAGUCUAUGGAAAACUAUGGCAAUGGUAGUGGAAAUAGAUGGAAUAGUUUUAGUAGAGGAGAUGGAAUGAUGCGUAAUCAGUCCAGGCCUGUGGGAGAUAACUAUGGUGGGCAUUAUGAUCAAAAUCCUAGUCAAUAUCGUGGUAAUUAUCAUCAGAAUUAUUCACACGUGAAUCAAGGACAAAAUGGAGGUGGGCAGCCGGGUUACCAUGGAAAUGAGUAUAAUCAAAAUGACUAUUAUAAUCAAAACCAGUCAAUGAAAAACUAUCAGGGUAGCUAUAAUCCACGAUUUGAAAACAAUUAUUACCAAAACAAGGGAGGCAAUGAUUACAACUCACAAGGUAACAUUUAUCCCUCAAAUUCUGGGGAUAUGCAGGGAUCAGGGCGAUUUAGUAAUCAAGGCUUUAAUGGUGGUCAGGCGGGUUAUGGACAGCAUUAUAAUCAACCACCUUCAUCCCACAGUGGUUCAGAUGGCAUGGGACAGUAUCCAGAUAAUGCAAAUUUCAGUAUUCCACGUAAUGCUAGUCCCGCAAGUACAGGCUCAGACUUCAGCAACAUGGAAGCACCACCGCCAGGAAUAGUCAAGAAAAAACGAGGACGUAAACGCAAGGUCGACAAAGAACCACCAGAUGAAAACAAACCCAGGCCAAACACUGUUGUAAUGGCUCCUACAAAAAUCGGCCCGUUAAUAGACAUUGACAAUCCAGAAUGUACGAUUGACACAUACGAUUACAACAACCAAAUAGAGACUAUAUUUAAUUUCAAUAUCGAGGAUGAUCUGACUCCAAUCGGGGCUCAAUAUCUUCAAAUUGAACAACGGAUAUGUCAGAAAAUGAUGCCAAUUAAAUAUGGCUAUCCAGUAACUGUUGUUUACAGCCCAUUAACAUAUGCUUUCCAGACUCACAGGGACUUUGUAUCAAAAUACUGUACAUCCGAGCGUACUAUUCUCUUCCUUGGGAUGAAUCCAGGACCAUAUGGCAUGUCUCAAAAUGGGGUACCUUUUGGUGAAGUGAUGGCGACCAAGGACUGGUUAGGUAUCAAAGGGAAGGUGUACAAACCAGAGGUCGAACAUCCUAAAAAACCAGUGAAUGGUCUCGCAUGCAACAGAAAUGAGGUUAGUGGUGCAAGGUUUUGGGGGUUGUUUCAAAAGAUUUGCAAAGUACCGGCAAAUUUCUUCAAGAAUAGCUAUGUGUACAAUUUCUGUCCACUAGCAUACAUGUCGGAGUCCGGUAAGAAUAUUACACCACCUCAGCUUGUUCACUCGGAGCUUGAUCAGAUUAACGAGGCAUGUGAUGCGGGACUUGUAGAACUUGUCAAGCUUCUCAACAUACGCAUGGUCAUAGCGGUAGGGAAAUUUGUUCAGCAAAGAGCUUCAAAGGCGUUACAUAAUGCGGGUAUUAUGAACAUUAAGGUGGAGUGUAUACUACACCCUAGUCCCAUAAAUCCGCAUGCAAACAAAGGAUGGGAACAGAUUGUGGCAAAACAGCUGAUUGAGAUGAAUGUAAUGCAUUAUUUGAACAAUGAUGUAGAAGAUGUACAGAGAUGUAUAGAGGAAUGGGAGCGUAUAGCUCAAAGUAAUAUGAAAGUCCCCAUCGUGACCAAAGAGGAUUAUUAAUUUACAGAGGCCUAACUAGAUGUUUUAUUUGAAAAAUAGUCACUCAAGCCCAGUAAGAUGGCUUAUAUACAAAAUAUUGAAGAUUCACAUAUAUUAUAUAUAUUAGUGAGUUCUUAAUGUGAAAAUCCUACGUUUUGUAGUGUUUUUCUGUUAUAUAGAUGAUGUUUUUCCCACCUUAAAUUUUGUAGUAUUUUAAUAAAUCUUGUAAAUUUGACAUACAAUUGCAGUUAGUUAGAAGAAACAACAAAGAUAAUUAACUUUAAAUUAGAAAGGAUUCUGUUUUAUUCAUUUAUAAUAUAAUAGUUGAAAAGAAAUAUCCGAUUCACUGUGGUCAAGAUUGAGAUUAUCUGAAUUUUACUCAAAUUUGUAUAAAUUGUAGGGUAAUCUUUCUUUGAUAGGAUACAGAAACUUAAAAACAAACAUGCAUAAUUUUUGAGUUUGUUAAAACGAUUUGAAGUUCAUGAAAUCAAGAAAAUACGUUUCAGAUAUAAUCUUAACAGUGAGAGUAAUGACUCAUAUAAGAUUUGUUUGGAAAUGCUAAACAUAUAAUCAUGUUUUUAAUUGUAUACAUGAGCUUUUUCAGGAUCAAAGUAAGUUUGAACAAUUUCAAUGUAUAUGUAAACUUAAAUUGUUGUGCAGUAUUAACAAAAAAACAGAUUUUGUACAAAAUUAUUAUUUGACCAAUUUGUUCAGCAUUACUGAAGACACAGCUUUAUUGUUUUAUUAUGUUAGAUAUAGGACCAUAGAUUUUAUAGACCAUUAUGUCUAAUUAUAUGAUUUUUGAAUAUUUGUUUGAUGAAGUGGAGAAUUUUAUGUACAGUUAUAAAACCUCAUUGAAUUUAAUGGUAAAUAUUUGUUUUAUAUUUUCAUGUAAUGAUGUUUUUUGUCUCAAAAAAUAUGUCUUGAAAAAUUGUGUUUUUUCUGUGUGAGUGCAAUUUUACCUCCUUUUUUACAUAUUUGCAAAUGGCGAAUUAUUUUCUAAGGGAAGAAACUCUUGACAACUGAUUCUUUCUUUGUAAAUGUACUCCAAUUUUGGUGCAAUGUUGGUUGUGAAAUAACUGUUGUCUCUUGUAAGUUGUAUUGUCAUGUGUUUUGAUAGUCUCAUCAUUGCUUCAUAAAACCCUAGUGCUGUACACAACAGUCAUAGAUAUCAUUUAUUUUGGUUGUUAUGUUCAAUUUUGUAAAUAAAUCGUAUAUAUAUAUAUGUGUAUGCCAUCUUAAUUCAUUACCAUAUUUGUGAAUUUUGCAAUGUUUUAUACUGUAUACUUUGUAAUCUUAUUUGUUAAGUGCAUGAAUAUUAUUCUGAAGUAAUUUCAAUUUCUUGUUUCUACAUUUGUUAUAGAACGUUUUAUAAGGAAGGGGUUUAUACUUAAAGAUAUGGACAGGGUCUUGUGUAAAAAGUUUGUUUGCCGAAUCUAAAAAAGAAGAGCAUAUUCUUGCCAUGAAGAAAAAUUAAUCCAUUAAAUGGAUGUUUCCAUAUGUGUUAUAAAUAAACCUUUUGUUGAUUUUUGUUGAAAGUUUCUGUCUGAAAAUUGACUUCCCUGUGAAAAUGUGCUCAAUAAUCAAAAGUAGUUGGUUAGAAAUAUUUCUGAAGUUUUUGUAGAUAUUUUCAGUUUCUUCAGUAUACAUCUCUUUCUCCUUUUUAUAAAGGGAUGAUGAAUACUGUAUAAGCUACAUGUCGAGUGAAAAGUCGGGAAAUAUUUCUAACCAUGUAGUUGUAGUUAAUGUGUUUGUUUUGUACGUUUAUUUUUUUUUCUGAAAUAUUUUCUCUAUUGGGUGCUACAUACAAUAGUUGUUUAAAAGACUGAUUUGUUAGAGGAAAGUCUAGCCAAUUUUUUAAACUUCCUUAAAGUCAGGGUCAGACAUGAUUGUCUCUUGUUAAAAACAGGGUUAGAGAUUAUGUAACUUCAAUUUGACAACCAGUUUACAAAUUGUUGUCACAUUGGUAUAAAAUGGUCUUUGAAUUUAGUUUUGGUUUCUUUUAACUAUUAAAUUGACAUAUUUUACUGGACAUAUUGUUCAUUAAAGAGCAGAAUAAUUGUUAAAGCAUUUAUGAAAGUUCUCUAGUAACUAUGUUCUAAGCUAAACCUGCAUGUUUUGUUUCCAUUUUAUGUUUUGUUUUCUUGUAUAAUUAUUUUGAAAAAGAUAAUGUUUUAAAUAUUUCUGUUCUGUGACUGUUUAGUAUCUUAUAAUAACUUGAAGUAUAGUCUGAUUUUAUUUAGGAGUUUAUAAAUGUCUUUGUCUUGUUUAAUGUCGGAAAGGAUCAUAUACGGGUGGGUUGUGAAAUAAAGAGAUUUCCAAAGGAUAGAAAUAAUGAAAACUGUUAGCACAGUCAUAAUAUUGAAAGGUUAUGUAGAUAGGUUAAGAAAGGAAAAGAAAAAAAAAGAAAAAAUGUGUUGAUAGGGCUAUGAACUGUAAGCAUAUUUUAUCAGAUCAGAUAUAAGAUGAAUUAUCUUUCUAUGAAACAACAUUUUUAUCAAGAAAGGAAAUGAUUUUAAUGAACUAUUAAGCUUUACCUUGUGUUUUAAGAUAGCUAGAUUUUUUGUUUUUAUAUAAUCCUUUGCAUUCUCCAGUUUCCUAUCAUUUUAUACAUUCUUAUAAUAUUGUCUUUCAUUUCAUUACAUUACAAUUUUUAUGCA
Ruditapes philippinarum (Manila clam) is the source of this 7189-nucleotide messenger RNA. RefSeq lists its product as uncharacterized. Gene Ontology annotation, molecular function: oxidized pyrimidine nucleobase lesion DNA N-glycosylase activity; single-strand selective uracil DNA N-glycosylase activity. The record is from RefSeq and is a predicted model, not a curated record. The coding region runs from base 285 to 4550 and encodes 1421 amino acids. Lineage: Eukaryota; Metazoa; Mollusca; Bivalvia; Venerida; Veneridae. The transcript is spliced from 4 exons. Gene Ontology annotation, biological process: base-excision repair.